Messenger RNA from Maniola jurtina (meadow brown), 273 nucleotides. It is a transcript of the gene sloth2, whose product is annotated as protein brawnin. Gene Ontology annotation, biological process: mitochondrial respiratory chain complex III assembly. The transcript has a single exon. Bases 1 to 207 code for a protein of 68 amino acids. The record is from RefSeq and is a predicted model, not a curated record. NCBI's taxonomy places the organism in Eukaryota, Metazoa, Arthropoda, Insecta, Lepidoptera, Nymphalidae.
AUGCCUGCUGGUGUAACAUGGGGUCAAUAUAUAACAUUUUCAAUAACUGCCUUGUUAACUAUGUUGUCAGGCUCACAAAUUGUUCAUCUAUACUAUAAGCCUUUAGUAGACCUUAAUAAAUAUAUAAAUAAAGAGUUGGAGAGCUACCCAGAAAAUGUUCAGCAGAAAAUUAGACAGGAGCUCAAAGAGGAGGGUGUACUGAAGUAGAGUAGUAUCUUAUUAAUUACAUGGUCCUUAGUUGUAUAGACUUAAUAAAUUAUAAUCAUGUAAGUA